GCUAAAACCAGUUAAUUUCAACAGGAGUGUGUGACCAUUACACAAUAAUACAUUGUCAGUCAGAAAAAAAAAAAAUGUAACUGGCUUCUUGGCCUUCACUCUGAUGUAAACCCCCUUAGAGAAGGCAGAUGAAAUUACAUUAAAGAUUGUGUUCAAGAAAGCUGUGAACUCCAUCACUUCACUCGUAAAUUAAACUCUUUCUUCCAUUUUCAUGCACCUGUAACCAAAGCUCAGCUGGAGGUACACCUGCUUAAUCUCAAGGCAGGAAGUUGAGCAAUUCCAACAUGCCUAGUGGUGGGUGUAUGUGUGUAGGCAGGCAGUAAAUAUGCUUUGAUAAAAACCUUAUCACUGUUUAAGCACAGACCUGGUGACUGUUACACUAUUUUCACAUAGGUGUUGGGAAAGGCAGUGGCUUUAUGGACGGACAGGGGAUGGAUCGCACUGGAACACCUUAACAACAGCCAAUCUGACUGUUCACUCUCUUUUUGAAGUUUGCUUAUUUGGCUUCAUUCGAUUUUCUGUUCACAGAUUUGGGAGAGUGAGACAUUCCUUUACAGAAAGAAGAAAUCUAUGUAGGAAAGAAAAUUAGAAGUUAAGACAAAGGGAGUAUUGACUGCCACAGAAAAAAAAAGAUUCAAGCCUUGAUCCCUGGUGAGGUUUGGAAGUAUGUCCUACAGCGACCAGACCCCACCCAGCCCCAGCAGAGCCAGCGGCAGUAACUCUGGGGCGCAGUAUGCUACUGCUGCACUGGGUGUGGGCCUUGUAGCCCUGGGGAUCGUCAUGAUUGUAUGGAGCGUGACGCCGUCAGGGUCAGCUGGGAAUAGCUCCAGACCAGGCAUGGAGUCUAGUCAAGUCCGGGACACUUCGUCCGUGGCUUUCGUGCUGGUCGGAGGAGGUGUUGCCCUGCUGUUGCUUUCUAUGUGUCUGAGUAUACGGAACAAACAGCGAGCAACCAGGGGGCAGGAAGCCAGCAACACACCCGCAAACGCACAGGAGGGGGCUACGGCAGAGCAGUUAGCUCAGGGUUACAUGGUCCCCAGUUACGAGGAGGUGGUAGAAAGUGGUCAAUACCCCAUCAGUCAAUCCUCUGUGCGGAACAACAGCAUCACCCAGCUGCCAGCCUAUGAGGAGCUAGAGAAAAAUCAACACACCAUGGAAGAUGGUUCAAACCAGGCACGCAGACACUCUUCCCAAGCUGACCCCAGUACUGGAGCGGGUGUCCGCAGAAAGAUUCGUCAAGGUAGCAAGCUGAUACCCCUCAAAAUUCGUCGCAUCAAGUCAGAAAAUAUGAGAAGGAAGAGCUUAAGCGAUGCCCCACAAAGCUAUGGAUUCACCAUUGAACCCCUCACACCACCACCACUGUAUGACGAUAAACCCCCUCCACUACCUCUGGACACGCCACAAUAAGGAGAAGAGUGCCUACCUCUGUUAUGAAACACACAAAUGCAGAAUUGCAGAUUCGUACUGCAUGUUACUUCUCUCACUGUCUGAGGAUUAUGGUAGUACCGUAGUAGUGUGUUAAUGUAAUGGUUGUCUUUGGUUGGUCUGUAUCAAAUUCCAAUAGAAAGGAGAGUCUUCAUGAUGUCGUCCUUUCUUUGCUGUACAUGUCUUGUUUAGCAAACUCAGUUGUCAGAUCACAAAGUGUACAAUGAAAAAACAAAACUGUCAAACAGCAGCUAAAGAGGAUCCUGCAAUUGGGUUGAAACUGAACUGGAUUUUUGACACCUGUUAACUGAACAACUGCUGGUAUUGUUAUAGGAAACUUAACAGCCCACAGACCUGCAAUGUUAUUGGUGAUAAACUUGAAAUUCAGCAUUUGAGCUGUCCAGACCUUUCAAAUGGCAUCCAAAAGAAUUUUCAAAGAGAUGUGAAACUGUAAACUGUGAGUCACAUCAGCACUGUUGCUUUUUUGCACUAAAGUGUGUGUGUGUGUGUGUGUGUGUGUGUGUGUGUUUGUGUGUGUGUGUGUGUGUGUGUGUAGGGUAAAGGGUUAGUUCACAAAAAAAACAAAUCAUCUAAAAUGGAUGACUUUCUUCUGUGCAAAAACAAGUGCUGACGCCAUUCAAUGUGAAUGGUCACUGAGACUGUCAGUACCUUACAUUCUACCAAACAUUUCAAACAGUCAAACAUUGAGGUUGAGUAAAUGAUGAUGAAACAUUCUUUUUUGGGUGAAAAAUACCUUUAAUGUUCUGAGUUUGUGUGUGUAUGACUGCUCUUAAUAUUGGCCUUGUUGCUAGACUGUCAGACUGUGAGGUCAGCAUUAUGUAUAUCUGUCCAUGGCUUACGACAUAGAGAGGCUCUUUGACCCUGCGGCUGCCUGAUAUAUCACUCUCUCACUUGUCUACCUAUUUCACUAACUUGUAUGCACAAACACUCUUUUCAUCCCUUUAUUUUUUGUUGAGUAGAUUUGUGUAAGGUGAGCUGUGUUUCUCACAGGGCUGCUGUAUCAUCUUCCUCCAGUAAUCAAGCUCCUCGUAAUCUCUUUUCACGUACAUUGGCUACUUUAAACACUCCAGAGUUUUCACAUCGUCAUGCAGACUCAUCUAGAUAUGGUUAUUACUCAAAACAGUGUUUCCUUUUUGGAUGUUUUUUUUAUUUAAAUUUUUUUGCACUGAUGAAACGGCGGUUUAAUAGAGAAGUAUGUAUGGACAAAUGUUGCUGAAUCUCAUUGUGAAAUUUAAUGAUCUGUCUAAUGUUUUUUGUGUUGAUUUAUUCUACUUUGCAAUAUAUUAUAUUUUGUAUUGUAAUCUAUUAUGGUAUAACAAA
Messenger RNA from Xyrauchen texanus (razorback sucker), 2766 nucleotides. RefSeq names its product transmembrane protein 51-like. Lineage: Eukaryota; Metazoa; Chordata; Actinopteri; Cypriniformes; Catostomidae. Bases 667 to 1407 code for a protein of 246 amino acids. The record is from RefSeq and is a predicted model, not a curated record. The transcript has 2 exons.